GCAGGGAAGGGGUAAAGCCUCGCUGCUCGGCCCCACUGCGCAAGCGUGCUAACCUUGGGCCUCCGGCCAGUCCGUGCGCAGGCGCAUCCGAAAGCGCGGGUCCCUUUGUGUUCCCCAUCCGAGCGUUCAUGGGUUUCCAUGGUGACAGCUGCGGUCGGGUUCGUCCCCACGCCCCGCAGCUUUAUUGCCGGCGGCGACUAAGGCCCUGGUCCGGGAGGCCUGAGAGGCGCAGCAGGUCACGACCUAGCCCAGAGGAUGGCCCCCGCCUGGCUGACGGACUAGCCCCGCGCCGUGCCCUGCGACGAGAUGGAGGGGGGCUAUUCUGCUCCAGAGUCGCCGCCGCCACCACUGACGCUCCUUGACUUCACGGAGGGCGGCGCCGGCAAGGCCCGGACCCUGUCCAUCACCCUCCCCAAAGACGUGCAGAACGUCAUUGAGGGCCUCCUCUUCUCGCCGUCCCUUAUCCUGGACCUGAGCAAAAGAGGCCUCGCCCACUUAAACGAGGAAAUCUUCAAAGUCCCUCAUCUGAAACAGCUGCAUCUCCAAAGGAAUGAACUCAGCAUCAUCCCCAAAGACUUCUUCCAGCUCCUGCCGAGCCUCGUGUGGCUGGACCUCCGGCACAACCAAAUCCAGGCCAUUCCCUCUGGGAUUGGAGCUCACAAGAAUCUGAAAACUUUGCUUAUGGAAAAGAAUCCCAUCAAAUCAUUGCCUGUGGAGCUGGGGAACUUGAUGUCGCUGAAAGCCUUGAACCUGAGGAACUGCCCUCUGGAAUUCCCUCCCCAAGACGUCGUCCAGAAGGGGCUCGUGGCCAUCCUGGCCUUCCUCCGCACGUGGGCCCUGAAGCACGUGGUCGACGCCGGCCCGCUGUACCAAGAAAUCGUCCCCAUGAAAAGGGCGAAUUCUUUCAAAGAGUCCUCGAAAGGCAAACGCAGCUCGCCUGAAAGGCCAGCCUCCACCAAGGAGGCUCUGCCGCUGUGGAGGCCCCGGCCGGAGGCUCCCAAAGGGAGGGAGUACUCCUUCCCGCCGGUGGAAAAGCUGAACCUGGCCGACGUCGGGGAGCCAAGCAUGGAUUUCUCCGAGGACUGGGCCAACGAGGAAGAGAUGAAGCAGUUCUGGAAGCUGAGGCAGGAAAUCGUCGCCAACGAGAAGGCGGAAAUCCUGGCCAACCAGCUGCUGCCCGUCCAGUUCCCCCUGGAGCUGGGAGAAGCGCUGCCCAACCGCCGCGGCAAGGAGCGGCCGCAGAAGCCCAGGAGCAACUUCAGGAUUCCACUGAAGAGACCUCACAAUCCCAGAAAGAAAAUCUCUUCGUUCAAGAACAUGUUUCCUGAAAUCCCGUCGUACGAGACAGCAAUUCAAACCCGGAAAGACGAAGACAGACGGGUGGCUGCCCUGAAGGAGCUCAAGGAGAAGCAAGCUUUGAUAGAGCAGCGGAAAAGAGAUAAGAAGAUGCUGCAGAAGUGGCGCGAGCAAGCCGCAGCCAUGAAGAAAGAAAAGGAGGCCCUCAUGACGGUGCAGCCUCCACCCAUGGAUCUGGUCUUAAUGAACGCACCGUUUGCAACCGAUCCUCUGGCUGAGAAAAAAGAAUUGGAUUCCCUCAAAAAGAAGCAGCUGAAUCAGUGGAAACUGAGGCCAGAGAAGGACGAGCUCAGGGCUUCCAAAGACCUGGAGAUCGAAGAAAGGAUAAAGCAGCACAUGCAGGCCUUGCAGGAGAGGAGGAGGAGGGCCCGAGGGACCCCUCAGGAGGAAAUGCAGGGGGCCACCCAGGACCUGGAGAUCGCCAGAAAGCUGCACGACGACGUGGUCAGGAGAUACCUGGAGCCUGACCUGCGCAGGGAGUACCGCUUCACGGCCUUCACCGGAGACGUGAACCUCCACAGCCCCGUAUCUCGGUCCCAGAAUAUAUUUUUGAACAUGAAAUUUUAGGGAUCAGGAGCUCGUCCAGGACGCCCGCCGCCACCUCCCUGCGCCGUGUCGCCGUCUGAGAUCUUCUCGGCGCAGAACACGCAGACGAGACCCUCGUCGGGAGUUCAGGUCCGGCGCCGCCGCCGGCCUCUUUUUUGCCGCUGUUGCUCGUUCGGAGGCCGGCACACGUGUUUUCUCUGCAUUAAACGUGCCCCACGGUC
Monodelphis domestica (gray short-tailed opossum) is the source of this 2123-nucleotide messenger RNA. It is a transcript of the gene LRRC27, whose product is annotated as leucine rich repeat containing 27. Gene Ontology annotation, molecular function: protein binding. Gene Ontology annotation, cellular component: cytoplasm. The record is from RefSeq and is a predicted model, not a curated record. Lineage: Eukaryota; Metazoa; Chordata; Mammalia; Didelphimorphia; Didelphidae.